GAUAGAUAGAUAGAUAGAUAGAUAGAUAGAUAGAUAGAUAGAUACACCUAUUCGCUAAUCAAUAUUUCACGUUUCACUUUUUUACUUGUAAACAAUGAACAGCUGUUUCAAACAAAAUAACUAUUGUGAAUGGAUUGUUCACGACAAGUUCCCUUCGGUGUGAAUGAAAUGGAACAAAAAUGUUACUUCUAUGGGGGUGACAAUUCAUUUAAUUAAAUGGAGAUGGGAAACUUAAACCAAAUUCAUUUUUUCGCAAAAGCUGAAUACGUUUUUUUUUGUAAUACUUGAUUUAAAGUAUAAUUGGGAUUGUAAUGAUGAAAUGAAAUACAAGAAUUUAUACCUUCUCGUCGGUAAAAAUAAAUGAUUUUUGAAUUUUCCAGAAAAAUAAAUGCUGAAUAUCGAAUUAUACUUAUGUUAUUUUCAAUUCUUGCUGGAAAACCUUCGAAAGGACAUGGGGAUCUUAAACCGUAAUAAGUGUAAAUAUGCUGGAUGCAGAUAUUUGCCCAUUUAUUUCCCGCCUACUCGCGAUGAGCUUUUACACAUACAAAGUCCAAUGCGGUCUUAGGUUAGGUUGGAUUGAUAGGAGGAUGUAUACUUCAUCAAAUCCGACGAAAUACACCUAGGCCCUAAUCGGCCCUAUUGUGCGCUCAUUAUAAUGAAAAAAAGGAAACUGAAUGAAUUAUUUUUCAGUGUUCAGUAUAACAGUAUAUAAAUAAAAUAAAAUAAAAUAACAAUUGUUUUGUGUUCGCACAAAAGAUUUAACUAAAAUUUUGUUAAAAUAUACAAUUAAAAGUGUAAUUACCUUUUCGUAUGCGAUUAGCAGUAAGUAGCACAAGUUUGAACUGAACAUUAUAAAACUUCAAAAUAAAUACUUCGAAAUGUGGCUUUAAAAGUCAUUUACAAUUUGUUAUUUUUGGUGUAAAGAUGAGCGGCGGCACUAUGUCAACUGGAGCAGUUAUACAAGACCAAUGUUCUAUAACGAGUGUGGGUGUAAUGAAUUCAUUGGUUACACUAUUAGUGCAGAGUUUAUAUAAGGCUCAGUGUAAUAUUUCAAGUAGUGAUUACUUUCCUCAAGAUUAUGCAGAAACCGCAUUGCGUGAGGGAUUGGAGGCUUAUGAUUUUGUGGUAGUGGGUGCCGGUUCGGCGGGUUCAGUAGUGGCUAGUCGUUUAAGUGAAAAUCCCAACUGGAAUGUAUUGGUCUUAGAAGCUGGGGGAGAUCCUCCUCAGGAAUCAGAGAUACCCAGUUUCUUUUUUAAUAUACAAAAUACCAAUUACACCUAUAGUUAUUUAACGGAACCCAAUGAAAGAUCUUGUAAAGCUUUUACCGAUAACAAAUGUCAUUGGCCACGUGGUAAAUUUAUAGGCGGAACUGGUGGCAUAAAUGGCAUGAUCUAUGUAAGAGGUAACCGUUUUGAUUAUGAUCGUUGGCAGCAAGAGGGUAAUAUCGGUUGGGGUUAUGAUGAGGUUUUGCCUUAUUUUGAAAAAUCUAUUAGACCGGUUGGUAAUCAAACUCAUCCCCAGGGUUAUGUUACUAUUAAUGAAUUCCCACGUUUUGAUGAAGAUAUAUUCUCUAUGAUUUUUGAAGGCUCCCAAGAGUUGGGCAUACCCAGAGUUAAGGAAUUUGCUGAAGGUAGUUAUAUAGGUUAUAGUCAUGUUAAAGGUACCAUAAUGAAUGGUCUAAGAGCUACCACUGGUAAAGGCUAUUUGGGUAAAGUUUCUCAAAGAUCCAAUUUAAAAGUGAUAAAAAAUGCUCAAGUAACUAAAUUGCACUUUGAUAGCAGCGGUCAAACUGUUCAAUCGUUGGAGUUCAUAGUAAAACAACAAGAUAAACUUAAAGUCCAAGUGAAACGUGAAGUGGUGUUGUCUGCCGGUACUAUAGAUUCACCCAAACUUUUAAUGCUUUCCGGAGUGGGUCCAGCAAAUAAACUUAAACCUUUAAACAUACCCGUUAUACAAAAUCUACCCGUGGGUGAAAAUUUACAAGAUCAUGUUGUAAUAUUAAUAUUUUUACGUCUACCAGCUAAUACAACCGAUCAGAAACUAUUACUCGAUAGUAUUUAUCAAUAUUUAAUGCAUAAAAAGGGGCCUUUAAGUUCUCAUGGUACUGCUUCUCUUACGGGUUUUAUAAAUACUGACCUCUAUAGUAAAGCCAUUUAUCCUGAUAUGGAAUUUCAUCAUAUUAUGCUAAGACGUGGUGACAUCUUGGGCUUGGAUACACUUUUAAAUGGUUUUAGGGUUAAGGACAAUCUAAGACCUUUCUUUAGGGAAAAUGUACAAAAUUUUGAUGUGUUAACCAUAUUUACAGUCUUGUCUCAUCCCAAGUCAUUGGGUGAUAUAACACUUAAAUCUUCUGAUCCACUACAGCCUCCCAUAAUAAAUGCCAACUAUUUAUCAGCACCAGAAGAUGUAGAAGUUUUAUUAAGAGGCAUGGAAUAUAUAAUGAGUUUAGAACAGACUCAAGCUUUUCAGCAAAAACAAGCGGAAAUUCUUCGAAUACCCAUUAAGGAAUGCGAUCAAUAUGAAUUCAAAUCGGAACAAUAUUGGAGAUGUUAUUUUUCAUAUUUCUCUAGUACAUGUUAUCAUCAUGUUGGAUCCGUUAAAAUGGGACCUUUUGAAGAUGCUAGCACCUGUGUAGAUCCUAGACUAAAGGUUAAGGGUGUUAAGAAUUUAAGAGUUAUAGAUGCAUCCAUAAUGCCUCAUGUUACUAGUGGCAAUACAAAUGCUCCCACCAUUAUGAUUGCUGAAAAAGCUUCAGAUCUUAUUAAAGAGGAUUGGUCUUCUUCAACUUAAUGUUCAACAUAACAAAGAAGAAGAAUUAUUGCGUGACUGCUAAGAGGAAAAGUAAUGCAAGCUAUAAGGUGAAGGUAAUAGAAGUUUCAUUUAUCCUAGUGAUUGUUAUAUAUUUAUUAAGUACACUUUUUAUUAUUUAUUUAAUUGACAUUGUAAUGUUUGUAAAUACAUAAUUAGUUAAUGCAAUUAACAAUUAUAUUUUAAUUAAUUUAAAUUUGUAAAUUAUAGACACACUUUUUUCACUUUACAUCAUAUAUAACCUUCCCUGAUUCUGCCUUUAACUUUGGCAAUAAUUACGUGUUCACAGAAGUUAUUUAAAUAAAAAUUUUCGAAAUUUUAAUAAACAAGUCAGAUUUCUUUAUUCAGCUGUGCCGAAUCUUAUAUACCCUUCACCAAGUAUG
Molecule: messenger RNA, 3191 nt
Organism: Lucilia cuprina (Australian sheep blowfly)
Lineage: Eukaryota; Metazoa; Arthropoda; Insecta; Diptera; Calliphoridae
Product: glucose dehydrogenase [FAD, quinone]-like
Exons: 2
Coding region: 925-2790 (621 amino acids)
Molecular function (GO): ecdysone oxidase activity; flavin adenine dinucleotide binding
Source: RefSeq, a predicted model, not a curated record